CUGACAUCCCUCGGCGUGAUGGUUUGAAUCAGAUACAGAAAAGCUGAGUAGACGUUGCUUUGUUUGUUUGCCCUCUUCUUGAGGAUCGACGCCAAAUUGUCCCAAUUAAUUGACUUGACGCUCUUCUUUAAAGGGCUACCUGCCAAGGUCUACCUCCAUACUCCAUCAGCCUUGGCCCUAAUCUCCAUUGCAGUGAGGGCUUGUGGAGGAAUCUCCAUUACAAGUUUAGUGUGUAAAUCUGGGGCCCUGCGUCUAGCGGAGGCCCAUCGCUCAAGCCUGGACACUGCCUUGCUGUUGCUGCUGCUGCCCUCAGCUCUGCUGGCCAAAAAUGAUGUGGCAGUGCCACAUCUCGGCCUCCGAGUGCCGCUGCUACAGACUAAAUGGUUUUUCACUGCUCAAACGUCAUCCUUUGUCGGCAGAUGCAGCUGGGAGCCGCGUGCUGGAGCAGUCGGUGGGGGAGUGGCUGGAACACGUGGGCUUUCCUCAGUAUGAGAGCAAACUGGUGCUCAAUGGCUUCGAUGACCUGCGCUACAUGGGGAGUAACGUGAUGGAAGAUGGGAACCUUCAGGAAAUUGGCAUCACCGACCCAGGCCACAGAAAGAAAAUCCUUCAUGCAGCAAAAAGCCUCCCAAAGGUGAAAGCUCUGGGGUGUGACGGCAGCACAUCUCUGUCCUCAUGGCUGGAAACUCUGGGUCUUGGAGAGUAUCUGCACAACUUCCUGUCUAGCGGCUACCGCACCCUGGACUGCGUGAAGAACCUGUGGGAGCUUGAAAUUGUUAAUGUGUUGAAAAUUGGCCUUCUUGGUCACAGAAAAAGAAUCAUAGCCUCAAUAGCAGAGCGACCGUAUGAGGAAGCACCUUCAAAAUCCAACCGCUUUUCCCAACUCAAGAUUCAGGACCUGUUAUCUCAAAAUACGUCACCGCUCAGUUAUAUGGACCCGUACACCAGUCGCUCCAUGGAUAUGUUGCUUCCGUUGGGAGAAUCAGGCAGAAAGAGCCGAGCGUUGGAUCAGGAUGGCAGUAUCUCCCUUCGCUCCUUCGGGGAAAGAUCACGCUCACAUGACCGUCAUGCAGAUCGACAUUCGCGUCUAAGUAUUCGCCCUUCCAGCCACUCUACCACAUAUACCACAGUCUCCACCUGGCACCAUCACCCUGAGAAACUUAUCACCGAGUCCUGCGUUUAUGAGGCCAAAUAUUUAGGGUCUGUGAUCAUCCGAGACCUACGAGGAAUUGAAUCUACACAGGAGGCCUGCGCUAGAAUAAGGAAAUCAAAGGAUCACCGGAAAGGUCCCGUCAUAAUACUGAAUAUCACCUACAAAGGAGUCAAGUUUGUUGACGCAGCCACCAAGGCGAUGGUUGCAGAGCAUGAGAUCCAGAACAUCUCUUGCGCAGCCCAGGAUCCGGAUGACCUUUGCACAUUUGCAUACAUCACAAAAGAUCUGAAGUCUGGUUAUCACUUCUGCCAUGUCUUCACUACAGUAGAAGUGACACAGACCUAUGAGAUCAUCCUUACGCUGGGACAGGCGUUUGAGGUGGCGUAUCAGAUGGCUCUCCAGGCACAGAAGGCCCGUCGUCACAGUUCAUAUGCUGGUCCAGCCUCCGAAAACAUAGAACCCAAGACCAAAAGGCCCACCUCGCAGUCCCACAAUAGCACGCGCCGCUCCACCGGUGCACCUGUGCUUGAAUGCCGCUGCUGUUACUGUCACACGUGCUCCGUCCACCGCCCCUCCUACCUCCCGCUGCCCUCUAUCAGCCCUGGAGUUCAGAUCGACCCUCUGGAGCCGGAAAUGGACCUGCAGUCCCUGGGCAGCACCAGUUGGCUCUUCGAUCCGCGGGAAUCCUCCAGGCCUUCGAGUUGCACCAAGUAUGAGACCACCAUAUUUUGAAGCAGGGCACGGCCCUUGACCAAUCCCGCCUGCUGCCCCAUUUCAACCUCACGCCCCAUAAACUCGAGUGCCCCGUGCCUUCUCACUGUGAUUUGUAGCCUUCCUCAGGGCAAGACUACUUCCCACUCCAGUCCCGACCCCGACCCUUGCCUGCAUUGCCCUCUCGGAGAGCCGUACGCCUGCACCUUCCUUUUUUGUCGUCUUGACUGAUGAGCGCUUUCUGGAAUCCCUGGAUUUGCCGUAUAACCAGCCUCCUCAAACUCUUCCGUCAUGGUCCGAAAUCACAUCUUGAAAGCUUCCCUAUUUUAUACAUUAUGCUGAAUGUUUACGGUUCGGUCCCUCGUGUCAGAGGGUUCUCUAUCACAAAACCUCCAAACUUGACACUUGUAGCAUUUCUACAUCUCCUCAUCCGGACGGACAUGUUGGCGAAACUUUAUUAGAAAUUAGUAGAUCCAUGAGCUCUCUGACUGCAACAGCAAUACUAGAACUGUUUUUCAAGUUUACGUACAUUCACGAUCAUGAAUGCAACAUAACGCAGUUUCCCAUCAGCGCUCCUCGAACCCCGUAGCACUAGAUCACUUUUUUCCCCCCGUAGUUGGACCCCUGUUCCCCCCCCUGCAGUUCUUUAGUUUUUCAAGAGUUGGGUCUGUAAUCUCGAUUCACACCCAGUGCUUCCUUUUGUCUUACCAGGCAUCUGCAGCUCUGAGGCCCUCGGAAGAAAGACUAUGCCUGUUUAGAGCGUUUAGAGUUUGGGAUUUGAAAUGCAAUACAGUUUUACUGGGAAGAGUAGAAAACAGCCCCAAGAAAGUGGAAUAACCAAGACAACAUUCCUAUUCUGUUUCCUUGUUGGAAUUUAAUUGACUUUUUAUCUAAUAAGGGAAUCC
Molecule: messenger RNA, 2769 nt
Organism: Sinocyclocheilus grahami
Lineage: Eukaryota; Metazoa; Chordata; Actinopteri; Cypriniformes; Cyprinidae
Gene: anks1ab
Product: ankyrin repeat and sterile alpha motif domain containing 1Ab
Exons: 12
Coding region: 329-1885 (518 amino acids)
Biological process (GO): ephrin receptor signaling pathway
Cellular component (GO): cytosol
Molecular function (GO): ephrin receptor binding
Source: RefSeq, a predicted model, not a curated record